Molecule: messenger RNA, 2322 nt
Organism: Colletotrichum siamense
Lineage: Eukaryota; Fungi; Ascomycota; Sordariomycetes; Glomerellales; Glomerellaceae
Product: Nucleoporin NUP120
Exons: 2
Coding region: 1-2322 (773 amino acids)
Cellular component (GO): nuclear pore
Molecular function (GO): structural constituent of nuclear pore
Source: RefSeq, a predicted model, not a curated record
AUGACCUACCGGGUCCAGGAGUUGGAGCUCGAUAUGGACAAUAUUGGAGAUUCUUGGGAGACUGAGUGGAACUCCGUGCAUAUCGAUACGACAUAUCCAGCAGCGCAGGUCUCGGGCCCGUCGGACCCAACAGAUACAACUGAGAAAUGGCUGGAGCUGAUCUUGGCACCUGGCCGUUUCACAAGAGCUACCUUGGAGACGGCCCUUUCAAUCUACGAGAAGGGGCUGGGAGCCCCAAAAGACAGCGGAUCGAGGGGACAAAGGGGCUUGGCGGAGUCUAUCUGUUCCGUUCUCGCUUCUACAGCAUCUCUGGAUCGCAACUCAGCCGGUAGCAUGGACUAUGAGCAAUUCCGUGCGAGCAGCGAAAUCCAGUGGCGGAGAUUCUACAGACUGCUGAUCGAGCUAGACAAGCAGCGUGGCGAGGCGGUCUCUCUGAUUCUCGAUUCAGACACAGAUAUGACCUGGGUAGUUUGUGCCGAUGCUGUGUCUGCCAUCAGAGAAUGCAGCUCACUCGAACGAUUAUACUAUAACCUUUCGCGCCCAGACGAAGGAUCAGAGCGGACAGCGACUCUAAUUUCCACGGGAAUCAACUUUGUUGACACAAUUUCUGACAAUAUCCUGCAAGUCUGCAACGCGGCGCUGCGCCCUGAAAUUUUUGAGGAGACGCCGAGGACGAAUUACGAGCGGAUUCAGUACAUGUUCGACACCACCGCCAUGUGGCGAAGUGUAAGCGAGGAGGAUUGCGCGCAGGUCAUUGAAAGCCUGGGGCAAAACUACAGCGGUGUGACGAUGGAGCUGUACAACAGCCUCGCUGCCUUGAUCGCCGCCAGCGCAGAGUCAGGAAGCCGCAAGACCCGGCAGCCCCUCACUGAUUUUGGAAGAAAACUGAUUGUCAAGGCUGUUCAGGAAACAAUCGAGCUCCAGUGGAAGGUUGUCUUCAGUCAGAUCUUACUACUGGUUCACAUGGAAUUCGACUGGGAGCAAGAGGAGGACAUGCUAUCCAAGCGAUUCGAUAUUGGCAACGUGUUUCGCCAGUUGCUCGAGUCCCUCCGCAGGUUAGAGCUGCUUCGGUGGCUUUCCAAAACCGAGAUCACAGUUCCUAUUGGAAACAAGCACGAACGCAACGGCUCCUUCUCUGGCUCGCCAAGCGCCACCAAGCGAUCUGGCGAGGAGACCCAAACCAUCACCGCUUUGGAGGGCAAUGUAGGACACCUCCUGGGCUUCGUCGAUGGCAAGAACGAGCUUUUGGCCUCGAGCAUCACAGAUAUUGUCAACGAUUUGUGCGCAUCAAACAGCGACAUUGAGGUGUCACCUACCCUCAUUCAAUGCUCCUUGAUCAGGAGAGAACGGGCCGAUUUGGCCCUGGAGCUAAACCCCUUCUGCAGCCAAACGCCUUUCGCCAUUUAUAUCCAGGGCCGAGUCUCCCUUGCCCUCAAAGAUUUUGCAUCAGCCGCUAUUCAUUUCCGCAAGGCGGCCAUUGGAAUGAGUGUGAAGGAUAUUGAUGUCGACCGCCAUAGCAGUGGUCUCCUGGACGACACUGAAUGGAACCUGCUCAACAAGGGCCCUGCCCGUUAUUAUUGUCACACCGUGGCCCUGUUUGAGAAGGCCAAGGCGUACUCUUACGUUAUCGAGUUUGCCGGUCUGGCUAUUCAGUACUCUCACGCCAGCCCCGAAGCUGCAUUGGUGCGAAGCGAGAUGCUUAGUCGCCAGUUCAACGCAGCCACAGUGCUCUCGCGCUUCGAUGUUGCUCACGCUAGCCUACUUGCCAUGAAGGACAAGGCAAUGCAGCACUCGUCCCUGCGCAAGUUGGUGGACAAGAUGUGCGAAUCUUAUCACAACAAGGAACUAAUGUCGCUACCCUUCCCUGGGCUGUCAGACUCCAUCGAUGAGAUUUUGUCCCAGAGAUGCAAGUCGACGAUGGAUGUACUGAGCGGCAUCCCUUACCACCAAAUACUUUACUCCUGGAGGAUCAAGCACAACGACUAUCGUGGCGCGGCCACGGUCUUAUUGGAUCGCAUUCAGAAGCUGCAGUUCGCCGGCGAGGGUGACAAGUUCAUUGGGGAGGACAUCCUGGACACACCCGUAACGAAGCAGUACCUACUGCUCAUCAACGCCUUGAGCUGCGUUGACCCGAAGCAAGCCUGGAUCUUCUCAGAGGAAUUGCCGCCUCCCAACUCGAGGGACGGCAACUUCCAAGGCAAGCGCAAGGUCGUCACGCUGCCAGACUUACGCAAGCAGUACCAGGACGAGCUGGACAGAAUCGCUGCCAUCCAGAACAACCAGUUCGGAUUCGAGGCGGACGACGCUAUGGACAUUUUGUAA